GGCAAAAAUUGUUCUGCUUUGCCCAACAUUGGUAUCGCAGACUCAGGAGGGGGUUACCAUGCCUUGAUGAUUGCUGCCGGCGCUGCCGCGGACUUAGACAGUCGUACGCCCGGCCCACUGCAAUUUGCAACGUACUUUGCAGGAUUUUUUGGCCGAGGUUGGCUCAUCUCUUCAUUAUGCGCAAACAAUUUCACGUCUGUCCAGAGCAUCUUGGACAGU
This is a messenger RNA of Aplosporella prunicola CBS 121167, 219 nucleotides long. RefSeq lists its product as uncharacterized. The record is from RefSeq and is a predicted model, not a curated record. Gene Ontology annotation, cellular component: cytosol; intracellular membrane-bounded organelle. Lineage: Eukaryota; Fungi; Ascomycota; Dothideomycetes; Botryosphaeriales; Aplosporellaceae. Gene Ontology annotation, biological process: glycerophospholipid catabolic process. The annotation marks the transcript as partial. Gene Ontology annotation, molecular function: A2-type glycerophospholipase activity. The transcript has a single exon.